GAAUUGCAGUUUUUAUUUAUUGUUAUUUUUUUCUAUUCUUUUUUCCUCUCCUACAAUCGGAACGUUGUUAUAACACGUGUUUUAUUAUAAAAACAAAAAAAAAAAAAAAGCUCAAACGCAUCGUACUGACAACGCGCGCUUUAUUUUUUAUAUUUUUAUUUAUAGUAUAGAGUCGAGGACAUAUCAGGACACGACUGUCAGGGAAAGUAAGGCAAUAAAUCAGCGACUUCAUGUCUUACCACGGGCACAACCAGCAUGGGCAGUUUACCGGAUCUGCCACCACGCGACCCUUUGCGCAGCAUCCGCAACAGGCCAGUAACAGCCAGAUCCAAGGUUUAGCCCAACAACAUACUCAGCAGCAACAACAACAGCAGCAGUAUGCACAUUUGCAACAUCACAAUGCCAACAACAAUAGUUUCGGUCUCAGUUCCCUAACGUCCAAUAGCUAUAAAUUGGACAACACUCGAGACUCACGGCCGAGCAAUGGACUUCAAGGAUAUGGUAACUGGAACAGCCCUACAGAUAUGACCGGCUUUGGCCAGACACACUCGAGCGGACAGCUGUCGCACAUGUUGACUCAACCACACCAUUCAGCCUCGCAACCAUCACUUUCCAUCUCGCAAUACUCGCAGCCACAGCAGCAGCAACAGCAACCCCAACAGCAACCCCAGCAACCACAGCAACAGCACCAGCAGCAGCAGGCAUUUCUAUUUUCAGCCCACAACCAAUCUCCAACUCAUCUUAGGGCCCAGCCACAGCAGACUCAACAAACGCAGCAACAGCAGCCUCAACAAGCUCAAUCGCAACAACAGCAACCUUCCUAUGGCUCUCAUCAUUCAUCCAAUCACCAAGGCUCUCAACAUUUCUCAAGCACUGUUGUGUCGCCAGCAUCUCAACUUUCUCGACAGCAACAGCCAUCUGCACAGACCGGUAUGGUUGGAUCAGGUGGGCUAAAACCCUCAACCUCGCUCGGGAAUGUUAGUUCUGUGAACCGCAAUUACCUUGAUUCUGCACUUUCUACUGGGCCCAGCGCGCCAAGCUUUGGAUCUACUAACAAUUUUGGUAUGGCAGGCAUGACCAAUCUCCGUAAUACAUAUGGCGCUGACGAUGAGGGUGGAAACUUGAUCCCAAAUGACGACAAUUCACUUGAUGGGGUUUACCAACCCUUAAACAGUAAUCCUCAUGGUAAUCAAGUUCAAUCGGCUGGUCGGUAUCAGGCUCAGCGAACUGGUAGCAACCCUGUAACACCUAAUCGACUAGCACAUGAUAUACGGCCAGGACAAGGCAAUCAUAUUCUCAAUAAUAACCCCACUACCAUUUCUCAGAACCAGCCUCUAUCCUCAUAUGACCAGCGCACAACCACGCCAGCCAUGAACAGCAUCAAGGGCGACGUCAUGCUGAGUGGCGGUGGUGUAACUGGCAACAGUACUCAGCAUCAGACAUCGUCUCGUCAUCUGAAUCAGCCACUUCCACAAUCGCCUUACUCAUACCAUUCAACCGCCCAGCAGUCACCUCAACAACCUUAUCCAUCUCCACAUAAUUCUAUUCUGCCUCAGUCCCAGCACCAGCAUGCGCACCAGCAAUCAACGCCUCCUGGUCAGUCCGCACUCACCCCAAAAGAGUCGCCCCAGCUGUCGGCACCAAAAGCGGCGAUUGUCGAACCAGAGCCCAAGAAGAAGCAGCAAAAAGCCCCAAAGGCUGCUGCAGGCGCGAAGAAGACUGCUCAAGGCAAGAAGAACCCAAAAAUUCAGCCAGACAAUGUGCCAUCACCAGAACUUGGACGAACAGAUACUGGUUCAUCUCAUGCCAUGACCUCGCCGUAUAGCAGUGUGGACUCGACUGUGCCAGGGCACAAUCGUAUGUACAGUAGUCCAUUGACUCCAGCUGCUUUGGCCCAGCAUCAGCAGCAGUACCCAAGCUUCCAGCAGCAACAACAACAGCACCAACCCUCGCCUCAAAACACGCUUCAGCAGCAGCAACAGCAACAACAACCGCAGCAUCAAGCACAGGUUCAACAUCAGCAACACCAUCAUCAACAACAACCACAGCAGCAGCAGCAUCAGGCACAUCAGACUCCUCAGCAGCAGCAUCAACAACAACAAGCCUUACGGCAACAUCAGCGAAAUGAAAGUUUCGAAACUAAUCCUCGUCCCCUUACUCAGCCUGUAGCGCCUCCUGUAUCUGACUCAGCCACUGAUAAACCUAAAGGCAAAGGACGUGGCAGAAAGAAAAAGGUUGUUGAUAAGCCUGCAGACUCUGCUCCCGCCCCUGCUCCUGCCCCCGCUCCUACUCCUACCCCUGCUCUUGAACCCGUAGUCACCCCUGCGACACGACCUACAGCCGUCAUGCCUGCUCUUCCACAGACGUCCUCAACACCCAAACUGAACAAGCAACAGCAACAGCAAUUUCAGCAACUUCAACAACAGCAGCUUCAACAGCAACAGCUUCAACAACAGCUUCAACAACACAGCAGCAGCAACAGCAACAGCAACAGCUGCAGCGCCAACAAAUGCAACAACAGCAGCAACAGCAGCAACAACAGCCUUAUUACGAUGCUUCUGCAUUAGCGCUGACUUUGUCUCAACCUGCUCUUCAUCCCUCCGGUCGUCCUAAACGACCUCCAAAUGCAUUUUUGGUAUUCUCUAGUAUCCGACGACCGGAACUGCAGAAACUUUACCCCUCGCACAAGACAGCCGCACUUAGUAAACGUCUUGGAGAAGAAUGGCGCGACAUGCCCCCUAUACUUUCCAGACUAAUCAUCCGGACUACGUCUACACUCGUCGUUCCUCUAAAAAGCGUGCAAUCGUCGACGUUGAUGCAGGCUCCUCCAAGAGA
Messenger RNA from Lobosporangium transversale, 2835 nucleotides. RefSeq lists its product as hypothetical. Bases 231 to 2567 code for a protein of 778 amino acids. The record is from RefSeq and is a predicted model, not a curated record. The transcript has 5 exons. Lineage: Eukaryota; Fungi; Mortierellomycota; Mortierellomycetes; Mortierellales; Mortierellaceae.